Mangifera indica (mango) is the source of this 1108-nucleotide messenger RNA. RefSeq names its product probable E3 ubiquitin-protein ligase RNF217. The record is from RefSeq and is a predicted model, not a curated record. Gene Ontology annotation, biological process: protein polyubiquitination; ubiquitin-dependent protein catabolic process; positive regulation of proteasomal ubiquitin-dependent protein catabolic process. Lineage: Eukaryota; Viridiplantae; Streptophyta; Magnoliopsida; Sapindales; Anacardiaceae. The transcript is spliced from 2 exons. Bases 60 to 857 code for a protein of 265 amino acids. Gene Ontology annotation, cellular component: ubiquitin ligase complex; cytoplasm. Gene Ontology annotation, molecular function: ubiquitin protein ligase activity; zinc ion binding; ubiquitin conjugating enzyme binding.
CCUUCACAGAGUUGAAUUGUGUUCUUUGUAGAUUUCAGAGUUAUUUUUUCCCUAACAUUAUGGCACAAGAAUUGGAGUGUGCCCCUGAACUUGCUGUUGAUGAUUUUUACUUGUCAGCUCUUUUUGAAGAGGAAUACUGUGAUCAACAAGCCAUUCUCCCGGUUUCUGACUCCAAAUAUGCUGAGGAGUCAAUGAAGAUGUCAAUGGUGAAACUGGAAUCUGGUGAGUCCUCUCAAAGUUUCUGUGAGAUUUGUACUGAAAGAAAAGAAAUUUAUGAAUUUUAUAAAACUGAGAGUUGUGUUCACUCUUAUUGCCUUGAUUGUAUGAGCAAAUAUGUGGCUACAAAGCUUCAGGAUAAGGUUAUCACAGUGACUUGUCCUGGUUUGAACUGCAAAUCCAUCCUGGAAAUUGAUUUUUUUAGGCCUUUGCUUCCAAAGGAUGUGGUUGAAAUUUGGGAGGAGGCCAUUUGCGAAGAGAUGAUUGAUGUUUCACAGAGGUUUCACUGUCCAUUCAAGGAUUGUUCAGCCAUGUUGGUGAUUGAAAUUGAUGGAGAAGUUAUAACAAGUGCUGAAUGUCCUUUUUGUCACAGAUUGUUCUGUGCACAGUGUGAUGUUCCAUGGCAUUGUGGGAUGGAGUGUGGGGAGUAUCAGAGUCUCAACGCAGAUGAAAGAGGGAGGGAAGAUCUCAUGGUGAGAGAGCUGGCUAAGGAGAAGGAAUGGGCCAGAUGCCCCAAGUGCAAAUACUAUGUUGAAAGGACUGAAGGUUGCCGACAUAUGACUUGCAGGUGCAAGUUUGAGUUUUGCUAUGGAUGUAACACAGAGUGGAAUAUGAGUCAUAAUUUUUGCUUGAGACGGUAGCAGAUUAGUACAAGCCUGCAUAAAAAAGAAAAGGAUGAGUUUAUCUUAUACUGAUCAGCUAUUAUGAAAACACCAGACUUUGGCCAAGAAGUAUGUAAUAUGUGAGUAUAAUCUUAUGUAAUUACAAGAAUAAAAGAGAAAAAACCGAUUAAGAGUGUUAAUGUUUUUAUCUAUUAGCCCCUUUUUGUUUUGUACAUACAUUCAUUCUCCUGCUGUCUUUAUUUAUCUCCAUUGAAUCCCUAUUUCUUGUA